AUGUUACGAUCGGCUGCCUCGCCCUGGGCGAACCUGGCCCGCACAUGCGCACCCGCUGGUCGCUCAUCAAUUGCGGCGCGAUGCAUCAACAUUUCGGCCACCAGCCCGUCGCCAGAACCAAGCCUGCAGCAGGCAGUCAGUGUUGAGGGCACCGCCACGCCCAUGCACACGCCCGACGCCCGCUUCGACGUCAUUGGAACACCCUUCUCCCUCCUCUCCGUCUCCCUCUCGGCCUCGCAGACGCUCUACACUCGUCGCGGCACCCUCGUCGGCCUUAGCGGCAAGUCGGAAAACACUCUCUCUACCUUGUCCGUUCUCGAGCCUUUUCAGCGCGCGCCCGUCGGCAUUCCCUUCCUCUAUCAAAAAGUGUCGUCGACCAGCCCCGUCACAGCCCUCAUCUCUACUAAAACCCCCAUAUCGAGCAUUGUUUCUGUAAAUCUAGACGGAAGGGAUGACUGGAUCAUCAGCCAAAAGCAGGCGCUGCUUGCGUGGACUGGCCUCACAUUGAAGCUGAAGCCGCAAUACAAUGUCAAGCUCGGCCUGGCACAUUGGGGAAACACAUACAUCACAGGCCGAGGCCUACUCGCACUGACAGGAAACGGACAAAUCUACCAGGUCCACGUAAAGGCUGGCGAGAGCUACGUAGCCCACCCCAGCAAUGUGGUAGCAUACACAGCCUCCAACACUCCACCCGUCCCCUUCCGCUUCAAAUCGUCCAAUGUGCGAUUCCAAGUUCCAGACUUGGGCUUCGGCUCGCUGGUCCAGAACACACAGUUUUUCCGAACAAUGAGCAAGACGGCUACAUGGCGCGCGCUGGCCACCACAUACCACACCCUCAAGACAUGGAUGCGGAGGACAGUCUGGGGAGACAGGCUCUUCCUCCGCUUCGAAGGCCCAACCACCAUGCUCGUCCAGUCGCGUGCCUCACGUAUCAGCGACGUCCUCACACUACGAGACGUCGAUGAGAUUGCCGACAGCCCGCCUGGCGCCGUCGAAGAUGCCGUCACAAGGAAGAUCAAGGAAGAGAUCAAGUCGAUUGGCGAACAAGGUACAAAGGCACCCAUACCAAAUACGGAUGCAUCUGGCACAGUAAGAUACGCCACUAUCAAAGAUGGCAAGGCAGAGUUUGAGAAGCCAUCUGUAUAA
This is a messenger RNA of Bipolaris oryzae ATCC 44560, 1146 nucleotides long. RefSeq lists its product as uncharacterized. The record is from RefSeq and is a predicted model, not a curated record. The transcript has 4 exons. NCBI's taxonomy places the organism in Eukaryota, Fungi, Ascomycota, Dothideomycetes, Pleosporales, Pleosporaceae. Gene Ontology annotation, cellular component: mitochondrial inner membrane. Bases 1 to 1146 code for a protein of 381 amino acids. Gene Ontology annotation, biological process: inner mitochondrial membrane organization.